AUGGCCUCGAACAACCAGAGCGCAGCCCAACAACAACGAAGUCGCUCGUACAGCACACCGGAUAUCAAUGGGCCCAACGGUGUGCCAAGCGCACGCCGCAACCCCUCAGUGCCAUCGAUCCCAGCAGUACCGGGCAUUCCGUCUCAUCUGCACCCAGCUCAUGACGGCAAUCUUCCCCGCUCUCAGACCGGGUCUCCCCGACAGCAGAAUGAGCUUCCCAUGAGGUCAAACACGCAGAGCCCGGGUACCCAGCGUGAGCGGCAGUACGGCCAUCAAUCAUCGGGUAGCUAUGGUGGCACCAUGUCUCACUUUCCUGCUCAGCCGAUCUACCCCCGACACGGAACUCCUACUCAGGGCUUCCACAACGAGCGGAACCUCAGCAUCGACGCAACCGCAGCGGGUCGGUCUAUUUCGCCUGGCUUGGGUACCGCCUCUGGGAUCCAGACCAAUCCUCUAGCCAGCCCGGACCUGCCAAUCCCCACUCAAUUAAAGGUCAAGGUAAACUGUGUUGACAGCGGGAACUAUGUCACACUAGUGGUUGCAUUCAACAUCACGUACCAGUCACUCAUUGACCGCAUCGACGCUAAGCUCGCUCGCUUCACCAGCAGCAGCAUCAGCAAAGGCUCGUUAAAGCUGCGAUAUCGUGAUGAGGAUGGUGACUUCGUCACCAUUGAGAGUGACGACGACAUUCAAAUCGCAUUCCUUGAAUGGCGCGAGGGCGUGCGAAACAUGUACGCUGGUGGCGUUGGCGAGAUUGAGCUCUUUUGCGUAGGAGACACGGGUGGCGGAGGCAACAACGUUUGAACAGGUUUUGGAGUGAAUGAGGGGUUUCCCUCACCUCGCGUUUCAUCUUCUGGGCUUGACGGAUCAUCGUAGCAUACACCCGAUCGAGUCCCUUUCAUUUCGCAUUCUUGGAGUCUGGAGUCGGGAUUCCGGCCGCAUUCUGACGGAUUACUUCUGAGCCGCCCGCGGCUUUUGAUAUUUUUCUCUUUCAUCAUGGAUAAGGAAGCGGGGGAUGGAGGGUGUGAGCCGCACUUGUGGCGAGGUCCAUUGUUAUAGGGCAUUUGAGGCUUUUCGCGAAUCUAGACGGAUUGGGUCAGCAUACCCAUUUUUGGACCAUUAUGGCAUUCGGUUUAACACUCGCUUCGGACACGGGGGCAUUGGAUCAUGAAUUUAUUGCUGACGA
Molecule: messenger RNA, 1186 nt
Organism: Verticillium alfalfae VaMs.102
Lineage: Eukaryota; Fungi; Ascomycota; Sordariomycetes; Glomerellales; Plectosphaerellaceae
Exons: 1
Coding region: 1-804 (267 amino acids)
Biological process (GO): septin ring organization; establishment of cell polarity
Cellular component (GO): cytoplasm; nucleus; division septum
Molecular function (GO): protein binding
Source: RefSeq, a predicted model, not a curated record